CCUCGGAAUCAGGUAUCGGUGGUGGUGGUGGACAGCUCCUAUUCUUUGCUUGGAGAUCUACUCUCUCCGAUCUCUCUCUCCGCUGCUGGUUUCCAUCUCUUCUAUAAAAAGAUGGGGCUGUCUUUCACCAAACUUUUCAGUCGGCUAUUUGCUAAGAAGGAGAUGCGCAUUCUCAUGGUUGGUCUUGAUGCUGCUGGUAAAACUACAAUUUUGUAUAAGCUCAAGUUGGGGGAAAUUGUCACCACUAUCCCUACCAUUGGAUUUAAUGUGGAGACUGUGGAAUAUAAGAAUAUCAGCUUCACUGUCUGGGAUGUUGGUGGUCAGGACAAGAUUCGACCUUUGUGGAGACACUACUUCCAAAACACGCAAGGGCUUAUCUUCGUUGUUGACAGUAAUGACCGAGACCGUGUGGUUGAGGCUAGAGAUGAGCUGCACAGGAUGUUGAAUGAGGAUGAACUGAGGGAUGCUGUGCUGCUUGUGUUUGCAAACAAGCAAGAUCUUCCAAAUGCUAUGAAUGCUGCAGAGAUAACCGACAAGCUUGGACUUCACUCUCUCCGACAGCGCCACUGGUAUAUCCAGAGCACAUGUGCCACUUCUGGAGAAGGGCUGUACGAGGGACUGGAUUGGCUUUCAAACAACAUUGCUAACAAGGCUUAGAGGACUGCAGAAUCAGAUGGUUUUCUAAGGCUUUUCAUGGUUGCAGUCCGUGGCAGAGUAUAGGUGUUACUGCUAUUAUUUUUAUCAUUACUGGUGUUUUAGAUUUAAUUUUCUUUUUAUUAUUGCGGCGAAAAAUAGAUGCUUUUCUUUCUGUUACUUCUGAAAUCUUUUCAUAUGUACUAUCUGUUUGUGGUUUUUAAUUACCAUGUAGAUGGUUGACAUUUGUCUCUCUAUGGUCCCAAUAAGUCACAUUCUGUUUCCUAGUUUUC
Messenger RNA from Vitis riparia (riverbank grape), 926 nucleotides. RefSeq names its product ADP-ribosylation factor-like. Gene Ontology annotation, biological process: vesicle-mediated transport; intracellular protein transport. The record is from RefSeq and is a predicted model, not a curated record. Gene Ontology annotation, cellular component: cytoplasm. The transcript is spliced from 7 exons. Gene Ontology annotation, molecular function: GTP binding; GTPase activity. Lineage: Eukaryota; Viridiplantae; Streptophyta; Magnoliopsida; Vitales; Vitaceae. Bases 112 to 657 code for a protein of 181 amino acids.